Messenger RNA from Geosmithia morbida, 1095 nucleotides. Its product is annotated as WLM domain. The record is from RefSeq and is a predicted model, not a curated record. Bases 1 to 1095 code for a protein of 364 amino acids. The transcript has a single exon. Lineage: Eukaryota; Fungi; Ascomycota; Sordariomycetes; Hypocreales; Bionectriaceae. Gene Ontology annotation, molecular function: proteasome binding.
AUGUCAGACCUCGAAUCCCUCGAUGGGGCAACGUCACCCCACAGCGUGGUCAAGAUUGACAUCAAGCACCGCAGCAACAACCACAGCUAUGAGUUCCCUGAGACGGCAACGGUGACGGACCUAUUCGAGAUGAUUGAGGAGAAACUGCAGAUCCCGGUCGGCAACCAGAAGAUCCUGGUACCAAAGGCGCCGAUGCUGCAGUUCCCGCCCAAGAACCCAGAUCAGUCGCUGCGUGACCUAGAAGGCAAGAAGCUGAUGCUGAUGGGUUCGGCUGCGUCGACGGCAGACGAAGUGCGGGUUAUGGGAAAGAAGAUGGAGGAGCGACGCGUGGAGUCGAUGAGGCGUCGGCAGCAGCGACGGGCUGCAGCGGCAGCAGCCCCUGCAGCGCGCAAGACGACGCCCACGACAACGGAGACGCAGUACACAUUCCAGGAGGUGCGGCCGCUCCCGAUGCUACCGCGGCCGGAGCGCAGCAUGGCGCUCCUGAUGCGUCUCAAGUCGGACCCGGGCAUCGUCUCGGCCAUGCGCAAGCACAAGUUCUCGGUGGGGCUUCUGACCGAGAUGGAACCCCUGUCGCAUACGCAAUCGAAUCACGAGGGCACGUCGCGCAUCUUGGGUCUCAACCGCAACCGCGGCGAGGUGAUUGAGCUGCGUCUGCGCACCGAUGCCUACGACGGCUACCGUGACUACAAGACCAUCCGCAAGACGCUGUGCCACGAACUCGCCCACAACGUCCACAGCGAUCACGACCGCCACUUCUGGGACCUGUGCCAUCAGAUAGAGCGCGAGGUCGACGCUGCCGACUGGAAGACGGGCGGCCGCACCAUUGGUGAGACGUCACGCUAUCACAUCACCGGGCAGGCCGACGAGGAUGACGACGAGGAUGCCCAUUAUGAUGAGGGUGGUUGGACCGGCGGCGAAUUCGUCCUGGGUGGCGUCGCAGGUGCUUCGGCCGGUACAGACGCCAUGAGCAGGAGGGACAUCCUCGCCAGGGCUGCCACGGAGAGGCAGCGAAGGGAUAUCGAGUCGGAGCGUAAGGCCGAUGAGGGCUGGCGGCCAUGUCAGAGGCCGCCCAAGAAUGACGGAGCUCAGUAG